Messenger RNA from Aspergillus wentii DTO 134E9, 2490 nucleotides. Its product is annotated as putative C6 transcription factor. Gene Ontology annotation, molecular function: DNA-binding transcription factor activity, RNA polymerase II-specific; zinc ion binding; sequence-specific DNA binding. The transcript has 4 exons. Bases 1 to 2490 code for a protein of 829 amino acids. Gene Ontology annotation, biological process: positive regulation of transcription by RNA polymerase II; DNA-templated transcription. The record is from RefSeq and is a predicted model, not a curated record. Lineage: Eukaryota; Fungi; Ascomycota; Eurotiomycetes; Eurotiales; Aspergillaceae.
AUGGCGACCCGGUUAAAUUCGUCUCAGUCACCACCUUAUUUUACAAAUCCAUGGGAACAGCCACCUUCCAGAGCUUCGCAGCACUCGGUGGAUUCUCCCGAUGGUCGUAUUGCGCACACAUUGACUGCUUGCACAAGGUGCAGACAGCGUAAAUCUAGAUGUGACCCUGGUAUCCCACGAUGCGCUCCUUGCGAGCGCAGCAAUGCAAAAUGCGUAUACUACGAUUCCGCCAAAAAGAGCACCAUCCCAAGAACAUACAUCGUUUCGCUUCGUGAGAAAGCCCGUGCAUUAGAGAAUGAACUGGCAGAAGUCGAGAAAGAAAUCCAGCACUCAGCAGACGCAGAACUGAUGGUGCGCGGGGCGGGUCGCAUUCGAUUCAAAGAAAAUGAUGAGGCUAGAUACUUGGGACCGUCGAGUGGGAUUGCAAUGACUCGCUUGGUCAUGGAGAUGGCGAAACAAAACACCGAUUCAAAGAGUAUCAAAGAUGUCGUCCCCGAAUUGACUGCACAUGAAAUCAAAGCGGCAUUUGUGCAAGAAAGCUCCAAGCCGACAUCAAAGGUUUACCCUAUGAUUAGUUCGAUUCCUCAACCCAAUCUGCCUCCACGAAAUUUGACGUACCGACUCAUCGAUCUCUUCGUGGCUAAAGCACAAGCAAUGCUUCCAACCUUGCACGAGCACACAUUUCGUCAGGAUGUAGAGGAUGUGUUCAAUGGCUCCGACGACCCUUGUCAGAACUUCCAACUCCGAAUGGUCAUCGCCAUCAGCAUGCAAAAACUGAGCACUGAAUAUGCGGGCUUAGCGGACAGUUAUUACCUCGCUGCGCUUCCUUACCUGGAACCUUCGCUCAAACAAAUGGAUUUAAGAGCUUUACAAUGCCUUGCUUUGAUUGCUCAAUACUCUAUGCUUACCCCUACGAGAACAGCAGCAUACUGGGUUGUCGGGACGGCGGUCAAAUUGUGUCAGGACUUAGGACUGACGGAAGAAGCCACAAUCACCAAGUCGCCCAGUGGCGGAACCCUGAAUCCUCUGGAAUUAGAUAUGCGCAGGAGGCUAUUUUGGAUUGUCAUGUCCAUGGAGUUUGGCCUUUCGCAUAGUCUUGGUCGUCCGAGUUGUUUCUCUGUCAGCCAUGACCAUAUCAAUGUCAAGUUUUUCGAGCUGGUCGAUGAUCGCUAUAUCACGCCAGAGGGUGUCUCGCCUGAAGGAAAGCCGAUACUGCCCAAGUGUAUUGCAAUUCACUUCUUGAAGAUGCGCUUGUUACAAGCAGAAGUCAGAACAACGCUCUAUUUGAACAAACGAGAGACUCCAGUGGAUGAUCAAGAUCCAUGGUUCUCACAAAUGCUGGCUAAACUUGAUAAUUGGGUGGCUACCUGCCCGAAGAAUGACGGCGGUAGCGGCUUGAGUGAGAAAUGGUUCCACGGCAGGCGAAACACCAUCAUCGUUUUCAUGUUUCGACCAUCUCCCCAGGUGCCCGAGCCCUCGGUCAGUGCAGCAGAGAAAUGCUACGAAGCGUCUGUUUUCAAUGUUGCGAUGCAACGAGAGCAAGUUAUCACAGGCUCGGUGGACUUGACCUGGAUUUUCACGCAGUCCCUCUUUAUGGCGCUGAAUACUAUACUCUGGUCCCUUUCAUAUCCUGAGAUUCGUCAAAACCAUCCUAUAGACGAGGUUCAGGGCCACCUCGAGGUUGCGUUGGAGGUGGUCGUGCAUGCUGCGAAAAGAUGGCCUGGAGUUGAAUCAGCUCUGCUUCUUUAUAGAAGCCUUGUCACUGCUUGCCUCAAAGCAUACGGUUCUGACGAAUCGUUUGUGGUACACUCGCCCUCGAACCAUGCCUCGAGUCACCCCACACCGACUUCCUCUCAGGAUGUCACGUCCCCACCCUCGAUGUCCAGCCCUUCGAGCACCACAACAUCAUUCCAUUCGCCGAAUAUUCGGGCUGGAAUUCCAUCAAUUUCCGAAAAUGUGUCGGCCGGCACGAUUUCAAGAGGACAUUCCGCAGAUCCAACUUCUCCCUUGUCUCAAAUAACGGCGCCAACCUCCGAGUCUCACAAAGCCAUGCAAUAUCCAUCGUGGUCCCCUGAGUCCAACUCUCAGAAAUCGAACAUUUCUAACUCCACACCGACUCCAUUCACCUCGCAGUCAUACGACGCACCAGCUAUCGCCUAUUCAGACAUACAGGUCGAUCCAGCGACGCCAUAUAAUGCAUUUCCCUCGGUUGUUCCGGGUCUACAAGGCUGGGACCCCAAUUUCACACUCGCCUCCACUACUUCUAGUCACCUAGCGUAUGUCGAUGCAGCCGUUGAUCCCAUGCAGUGGGUGAGUUCAAUCGGUGAUCAAUAUUCACAGUACUUCAAUGAGGCAUAUCCCGUUCCAUCAUGGCGUGGACGAACUCUUAGCCAACAAGAACAAAUUGAGUUGAUGGCAUCGUUGGAGGAAAACAUCCCUGAUGUAUCAGCUCAGCUUGUGCGCGAGUCAGCAACAUUCUAUCAGUCAUGA